UAACUUGUUAAAAUAAUACAUCAUCAAAAUGUUACAAAAUACUUACAUAAUCUUUGGUAGUUUGUAUCUUUCUAUAUAAAGUUGCUGUAUAAUACAGAAAAUUGGUAUUAGUUAUGGAACCUAGUAUAUUAAAAAUUUCUAGGUUUGCAUUAAAUCUUAACCAAGAUGAGAUUACCAAAGAGCGUUUCCCUGGAGAUGGCAUGGAAUCAGUGGCAUCUAAAAAUGUUUUACCAAAAGAUGAAUUUUCUAAUAUAGAAAAAAUAAAACUUUUUAAAAGUCCACCUAAUUUUCAAUUAAAUCAGCAAGAACAAGCAAUUAGACCUCAUAACCCAGAUGAAGAUUUAAUAAAGUACCUGUCUUCAACUAGGCCUCAUAUUCCAGAUCAAGAGUUAUUGGAAAGUUUACAAUCAAAAGUGAAAUUUUUGCAAGAAUACAAUGAAAAAUUGAUAGAUGAAAAAUUAAAAGUUUCACAUCAGCUGGCAACUCAAACACAAAUCAAUAAUGAACUAAAGAAUCUUUUAGUCGCAUCAAUUGGUGAUGAUUUAGAAACAAGGUAUGAAAAAAUGAUUUUGAAUCAGAUACAAAGUGAUUUGGAGCUUAAAAGGCUGAUUAAUUUAGUAGAAGAAUAUCAGGAAGAGAAGCAACAAGCAUAUAUACAAGUUGAUGUGUGGCGGAGUAAAUUUCUUGCUAGCAGAGUUAUGAAUGAGGAAUUAACCCAAUGGAAGUCUGCAUUAUAUUAUAAGUAUCGAGAUUCCCAUACUGCAUUGCAAAGUCUUUUAGAAGAGCAUUCGAAGAUAAGAGUUUUAAACGAUGCUACUAGAAUAGGUCUCAUUAAAAUUGCAGAAUUAUUGAACAGUAAAGAUGCAUCCCUUGAUUCCGAGAUGCGUUUAACAUUGGUAGACACAGCAUUCAUUAAUCAUGACCUUGUAGAAUCUUUAAUAGAAAUCAUAGAAGAAUCGUCUUGGGCAGAGAAACCAAAUGAAAUAAAACAAAAUAUUUUCUUUAAACAAUUUAAAAAUCAUUUGAAAGAAAUUUAUGUUUUGCCAAGUGAAUUAUCAACAGCUGAACAAUUGGCUCAUGAGAUUGUUACAAAUACUGGUAUACAAACGGAAGAACUUGUUAGAAUGAGAAGAGAUUAUUUAGCACAUAAUCGAAUAAGCCACUUUCUGUCAACAAACUAUCAUGUUACAUAUAAUUGCUGCAAUAGUUGCAAGGGUCGAAUUAUACAUUUGUGAAAUGUAAAUAGAAAUAAAAUUUGUAAAUGAAAAAAAUUAAAUUUUUUUUA
Molecule: messenger RNA, 1285 nt
Organism: Hydra vulgaris (swiftwater hydra)
Lineage: Eukaryota; Metazoa; Cnidaria; Hydrozoa; Anthoathecata; Hydridae
Product: golgin-45
Biological process (GO): Golgi to plasma membrane protein transport; Golgi organization
Cellular component (GO): Golgi membrane
Source: RefSeq, a predicted model, not a curated record